AUGAGCACCCCCAGCAUCCAUCAAGUUAUAGAGAUGAUGAUUACCGUCGUGGAUUGUAUUGCCAGAUGUGAAGAUGAUCUCAGCUAUCACAUCAAACUGAGUAAAAAGGUAGAGUCCGGUCGCUUUAGCUCGAUUGAUUAUCAAGAACUCAUGACCGAGAGGAUCAACAUGGGCCUAAUCCUGCCUACGGGCGAGUUUGGUGCUGGAAGCACAUAUGUAGACCGGGUAAUGAAGAUGAUUAAGCAAGUCAUCCUAGCUAAGCAAAAUCUCGUUAAGCUUUAUAAAGAGCAGUAUGCGCUUCUGGACAUGCGACUCAAGGCUUUGAAAGGGGAAAUGGUGAGAAACACACCAAAGAGAUAUGAAAAGAGUUUUCAUUGA
Molecule: messenger RNA, 378 nt
Organism: Lobosporangium transversale
Lineage: Eukaryota; Fungi; Mortierellomycota; Mortierellomycetes; Mortierellales; Mortierellaceae
Exons: 1
Coding region: 1-378 (125 amino acids)
Source: RefSeq, a predicted model, not a curated record